AAGUGGGUCGCCCCUUUAUUUUUUUUUGGACUUAUAUAUAUUGUACCGAGUAUCCUCCUCGUUCAAAAUACAUAGUGUAGUCGUGAGUGAUAGAUUUCUCUUCGCAUUGGUAGAGGACAUACGUAGAGUCUACGCGUCAGCAGAUCAACAAAGAUGCCUCCACGUGGUGGUCCCCGACCUCCAGCAGCAAACAACGCCCGCCGCGGUCGUUCCCCGAACUUGUUUCAGAGUUAUUUUUCCAUUGUUCUAGCAAGAACGCCAUUUGGCACGAUCCGAUUAACGAGACAUUUUAGUGCGUGGACCGGUCUGCUGUCCUUGAUUUUCUUAUGACUGAGUCAGCUCUACUAGAACUUGCUUUGUAAUUUUGUGUUGUUGUGACAAGAACUUCUAUUAGCAACUUCUUUUUAGUGCUCUGGAUCUAUUGACAUAUUUUUUUGUUCGAGAGAAUGUCCGAUUUGGGUCUUAUUCGGUCUCAAUCAAACUUCUUAAUACAACUCUACGCUGACGGCACUAUUUCCUUCCAUGAGUUCUGUUAGCACUUUCCUUGUUCCUUUUUUUGCUUUGUCCUUCCAACAGCACCGACCUCUCUACUACUAACUUGUGCCGUAGCUUCCUUCCUCGUGUAUUGGUACACAGGGAAGCGCACUUUAUCACUUGACCGUCUUGACGAUUGGGUGUACGAUUGGUGGAGCGGUGGAUCUACUUCUACCGGGAGUGGUCCAGCAACUACACGUUCGUCCGCUGGAAAAACAACCACAGCAACUUCUUCGACAGGGUUACCUGAUAUUACCGAACCACCUCCAUUAUCGGCGCUUCUACCGGCAGCUGGAGCAAAAGAUGAAUAUAUUAUGUCAGUUCUGCAACAAUUAUCGGCGCUUCUUCUAGGAUAUAUAGUCAGCGGCCUAAUUCGAAAAAGAAUGUAUCUUUAUCCUCCAUGUAAUUGAAAUUGUCCUAUAUCAUAAUAUCUAUGGAUUCAUCGCGCUCGAAGAAGGAAGCCGAAGCUCUAAUUAGAUCUACGACAUCGAGGUCGUCGCAGUUUACCCGCACGAUCCAAAGAGCUUUACACAGGGCCUCCUGGUUAUGCCUGAAGGGGAUGAUAGCGCCACUACGACUACAGUAGUCGAGCGAGACCUGCUACAACCACUCUUCGCCGAAUCCGUAGGUUUAUACGGAGAAAGUAGGGUCUUUCAGUAUCGCCUUGCUGCUGAGUCGAAACAGAAUGGAGAUGAAACGGAAGGUGUGAUGAAUGCACCACCAUUGGCAGAAUACAAACAAUCCAGGAGUGAGUUCGGGGAGGGACUAUUAAGGCUCAACUUUCAACGGUCAUUGGGGUUGGUCACUGAGAUCGAAGAGGCGACCUCCCCUUGAGAGUAGAACAGGGGGAAAUGAAGGGAAAACAAAGGGAGAGGCGUGGGGCCCUUUUCUUUCAGAAUCAGUGACCACUGACUGCUGACCUUUAAGACUAGCGUUCCAUAAGGGCUAUUUCUGGCAGCUAGUUUGGAAGCAGCGUGUUUUACACCAGUACUCGCAAGAUUUGAAGACAAGGAUAGCGACUGUGGCGAUCUUAUGAAAUUGUUGAACAAAAGACAAAUAUCACGUCGUCGUGAGCUUGGCCUAGUAGUGCUGCCUGUGAUCUUUAGUGUAGUUAGGUUAUCUUUUCACUUGUACUAUUGCAGCGUUUGUUGUAUUCUACGACUAAUCAUCACCGGUUUUGAGUUUGAUGACGGGUGGGGACUUACCAGUGAUGCAGAUUACCUCUAUGCCACCGACUCCGGGAAUAAACUCUACACGCUGAAAAUCGAAUUUGAAGGUACCAAGAUGAAGACGGAUAUGGACAAAUCUACCACAACUUUUACGGAUUUGUGCUUCUCUUUCUCUAUUUUAGAACGUAAUGAAUCUCCCAAUCGUCCCAACAUCGUCAGAUUCCAAGAACGUCUUGAAAAAUUGAUGUCCCACGACAAUCAAAGGGAAAACUUGUCUCACGAACACGACAAACAAAGGGACAUGAAAAGCUCCAAGAUCUGAGGUGUUAUCGCAUCAAAGUCGAUAAGAGAUUCACAGAUUCUUGGGGAGCAGCGGCUCUAAUACAUAUACAACUCCUGUGGCUGUAGCGGCCUCAAGUGUACGCGUAACAAACUCUGUGGCUGUGCGUGCCAAGUACAAUCGACGCAUCGAGAUGCUAAACGAGUUGGAGCGGAUUGGCUUGGGUCGAGAAAAAGAAGAUAUGGGCAAACCAAAACAAGAUGAGUCUUAGCAUGAACUUGAAAUUAUAUAUAUAUUCUCUUCCGCAAUCAAUCUACUACUGCCUGGAGUUAUCAGCAUAUCAGCAUUGUUCUCUCAUGUUAACGACGGGGAUCAUGGGAUCAUUUUUCUCGCAUCAGCAUAUUGAUUCAUCUCAAUCACUCAAUUAAGUAACCUAUUUUUCCUCAUCUUCUAAGGCUUUCUGGGGGAAUAUCUUCGGUUCCGAGUGUGUUGCUCGCGUUGAUCCUACUAGCGGAAAAGUCAAGGGUUUCAUCUUGGCGCAUUCUCUACGCAUGAACUAUGACGUCGGUCGCAGUGCGGAUGUUCUUAACGGCAUAGCGGUAACAACUUUGAAAAUUAUGGUCCUCGGGAGCUUUCGAUAAUUAUAUCCAUCUUUUUCGUUCUUAUUCUUGGCAUCUUGCUCGUACAUCAAUCCUUUUUCUUCCCUUGUAUUUUUCCUUUCGCGGCCGGGAAAUUAUAGGGUAUCGAGAGCAUUGCAUGGCGGGACGAAAAGGGUCGAGAUAAGGAGACCCGAUCCAAGAUGAAUAAAAGCCGUAGCCGACUCUAAGAAGUAUAAAAGAUCGACCUCAGCUCCUGAUGCAGUGAGACUCUUUCUUACCGGCAAACUCUGGAACAAGAUAUUUGAGGUUCGACUCAAGCCUUUUGCGGGUCAGCUGGACUGGAAGCAGAUCCGGACAAUGUGUGUCCCCGAAAAAAAUCUCUUUCACAAAUAA
Messenger RNA from Amoebophrya sp. A25, 2975 nucleotides. The record is from the annotation of a GenBank genome assembly. Lineage: Eukaryota; Dinophyceae; Syndiniales; Amoebophryaceae.